Messenger RNA from Vigna angularis (adzuki bean), 1191 nucleotides. RefSeq lists its product as uncharacterized. The record is from RefSeq and is a predicted model, not a curated record. The transcript has a single exon. Bases 1 to 1191 code for a protein of 396 amino acids. Lineage: Eukaryota; Viridiplantae; Streptophyta; Magnoliopsida; Fabales; Fabaceae.
AUGAAUGACCAGAGGCAUAGAGACCUCCCUAGGACGCCUCAAUACGUCCAUUAUACACCCUUGAAUGCACCUAGAGCAAGGGUGAUGGAAGAAGCGCUAAGGGCCGAUUUGUUAACUUUAACUCAAUCGCCUACUCCCAAGGGAGCUGAUGGACGGAAGCAUUGUCAAUAUCAUCAGAACUUGGGACACACUACAGAGGAUUGUAUAACCUUGAAGGAUAAGUUAGAAAGUUUGAUACAGGCAGGACAUUUACGAGGGUAUGUGCAGGGCAAGAGACCAAGCCCUAUAGGAUGUUUCGGGCGUCCAUCCAAAAGGAGUAACCACUUCAAGAGAGACGAUCGGCAAAAGAAGGAUCGGAGGAGUCGGAGUAGGAGCAGAGAACAACCCUUGAGAGGCGUUAUUAACACUAUUUCAGGAGGAUUUGCUGGUGGCGGACCUUCGACAUCGACACGAAAACGACACUUGAGAAGUCUGCACAGCGUUAAUCCUGUAGAGAUGGUGAGAAGGUCAAUGCCGAGCAUUACGUUUUCAAAUGAAGAUUUUCAUGCUCCUGACCCUAAUCAAAACGACCCUAUGGUCAUAACGGCGGUAAUUUCCCGAUACAAUGUGGGAAAGGUCCUAGUGGACCAGGGAAGUUCGACCAACAUUUUAUAUUGGAAGAAUUUUCAGCAGAUGGAUAUAUCGGAGGAUAUGAUCAUGCUGUUUCACGAACAAAUUUUAGGAUUCGCGGGGGAAAGAGUAGACACGAGGGGUUACGUCGACCUAAGAAUGUGCUUAGGGACGAAGAAAGAUGCUAAGGAGUUGAAGAUCAGGUUUCUACUGGUGGAAGCCAAUACCUCAUACAAUGUUUUGCUCGGUUGUCCGUGUUUGAAUGCUUUCGGGGCCAUUGUUUCCACUCCCCAUUUGACGUUAAAAUAUCCAUCUGACAGUGGAAAAAUCUGGGUUGUUCGAGCAGAUCAGAAGGUGGCUAGGGAGUGUUAUGUCGCGGGGUUAAGGAUAAAACCCUGGAUUUCGACUAAGAAGGUUAAGCGUUCGGAGGUGGCCAUGGUAGAACUGGAUCCUAGAGUUAAUACAGAAGACCGAAUGGAGCCGUUGGGAAAGGUACAACCUUUCAUACUAGGGACGACAGAAGAGCAGAAUACUACCAUUGGCCGAAGCCUUACAGAGGCCCAGAGCCGAGCGAUUGGUUGA